CAGUGGGAGGAGAUCAGCGGUGUUGAUGAACAUUAUACACCCAUCAGGACUUACCAGGUGUGUAAUGUCAUGGAUCACAGUCAAAAUAAUUGGCUGAGGACAAACUGGGUCCCCAGGAACUCAGCUCAGAAGAUCUACGUGGAGCUCAAGUUCACUCUACGGGAUUGCAAUAGCAUUCCAUUGGUUUUGGGAACUUGCAAAGAGACUUUCAACUUGUACUACAUGGAGUCUGAUGAUGAUCAUGGGGUCAAAUUCCGAGAGCAUCAGUUUACAAAGAUUGACACCAUUGCAGCUGACGAAAGUUUCACUCAGAUGGAUCUUGGGGACCGUAUUCUUAAACUCAAUACUGAGAUUAGAGAAGUAGGGCCUGUCACCAAAAAAGGAUUUUAUUUGGCUUUUCAAGAUGUUGGUGCUUGUGUUGCCUUGGUGUCUGUGAGAGUGUACUUCAAGAAGUGCCCAUUUACAGUGAAGAAUUUGGCUAUGUUUCCAGACACAGUACCUAUGGACUCCCAGUCCCUGGUGGAGGUCAGAGGCUCUUGUGUCAACAAUUCUAAGGAGGAAGACCCUCCCCGGAUGUACUGCAGUACCGAAGGUGAAUGGCUUGUUCCUAUUGGCAAGUGCUCCUGCAAUGCUGGAUACGAAGAAAACGGUUUUGUGUGCCAAGCUUGUCGACCAGGCUUUUACAAGGCUUCAGAUGGUAACGCCAAGUGCUCCAAGUGCCCACCUCACAGCUCUACACAUGAAGAUGGUUCAAUGAACUGCAGGUGUGAGAAUAAUUACUUCCGAGCAGACAAAGACCCUCCAUCCAUGGCUUGUACCCGACCUCCAUCUGCACCAAGAAAUGUUAUCUCUAAUAUAAACGAGACCUCGGUUAUUCUGGACUGGAGCUGGCCCCUGGACACAGGAGGCCGGAAAGAUGUUACCUUCAAUAUCAUAUGUAAAAAAUGCGGGUGGAAUGUAAAAGAAUGCGAGCCAUGCAGCCCAAAUGUUCGCUUCCUCCCUCGACAAUUUGGACUUACCAACACCACAGUGACAGUGACAGACCUCCUGGCACACACUAACUACACCUUUGAGAUUGAUGCCAUUAACGGAGUGUCAGAGCUGAGCUCCCCACCAAGACAGUUUGCAGCAGUCAGCAUCACAACUAAUCAAGCUGCUCCAUCACCUGUCAUGACGAUUAAAAAAGAUCGGACAUCCAGAAACAGCAUCUCUUUAUCAUGGCAAGAACCCGAACACCCUAAUGGGAUCAUAUUGGAUUAUGAGGUCAAAUACUAUGAAAAGCAGGAACAAGAGACAAGUUAUACCAUUUUGAGGGCAAGAGGCACCAACGUUACCAUCAAUAGUCUCAAGCCAGACACUACAUAUGUAUUCCAAAUUCGAGCCCGAACAGCAGCUGGAUAUGGAACCAACAGCCGCAAGUUUGAGUUUGAAACUAGCCCAGACUCUUUCUCUAUCUCUGGUGAAAAUAGCCAAGUGGUGAUGAUCGCCAUUUCAGCAGUGAUAGCAAUUAUUCUCCUCACAGUUGUCAUUUAUGUUUUGAUUGGGAGGUUCUGUGGUUAUAACAAGUCAAAACAUGGUGGAGAUGAAAAAAGACUUCACUUUGGGAAUGGGCAUUUGAAACUUCCAGGUCUCAGGACUUACGUGGACCCACAUACGUAUGAAGACCCUUCACAAGCGGUUCAUGAGUUUGCUAAGGAAUUGGACUCCGCCAACAUAUCCAUUGACAAAGUUGUGGGAGCAGGUGAAUUUGGAGAGGUGUGCAGUGGCCGCUUAAAACUUCCUUCCAAAAAAGAGAUUUCAGUGGCUAUUAAGACUCUGAAAGUAGGUUACACAGAGAAACAGAGGAGAGAUUUUCUGGGAGAAGCAAGCAUUAUGGGACAGUUUGACCAUCCCAAUAUCAUUCGGCUGGAAGGAGUUGUAACUAAAAGCAAGCCAGUUAUGAUUGUCACAGAAUACAUGGAGAAUGGCUCUUUGGACAGUUUCUUACGUAAACAUGAUGCCCAGUUUACAGUCAUCCAACUGGUGGGGAUGCUUCGCGGAAUAGCCUCUGGCAUGAAGUACCUGUCAGAUAUGGGCUAUGUUCACCGAGACCUUGCUGCUCGGAACAUCCUGAUCAACAGUAACUUGGUGUGUAAGGUUUCUGAUUUUGGACUUUCGCGUGUUCUAGAGGAUGACCCAGAAGCUGCUUACACAACCAGAGGAGGAAAGAUCCCAAUCCGGUGGACAUCACCAGAAGCAAUAGCCUACCGCAAGUUCACAUCAGCCAGUGAUGUAUGGAGUUAUGGGAUUGUUCUCUGGGAAGUGAUGUCGUAUGGAGAGAGACCAUACUGGGAGAUGUCCAAUCAGGAUGUAAUUAAAGCUGUGGAUGAAGGCUACCGCCUGCCACCCCCUAUGGACUGCCCAGCUGCCUUGUAUCAACUGAUGCUGGACUGCUGGCAGAAAGACAGAAACAAUAGGCCCAAGUUCGAGCAGAUCGUCAGCAUUCUGGACAAGCUUAUCCGGAAUCCUGGAAGCCUGAAGAUCAUCACCAGUGCAGCAGCAAGGCCAUCAAACCUUCUUCUGGACCAAAGCAAUAUUGACAUUACUACCUUCCGCACAACAGGUGACUGGCUGAAUGGUGUACAGACAGCACAUUGCAAAGAAAUCUUCACAGGCGUGGAGUACAGCUCCUGUGAUACCAUAGCCAAAAUCUCCACAGACGACAUGAAGAAAGUCGGUGUUACUGUGGUUGGGCCACAGAAGAAGAUCAUCAGUAGCGUUAAAGCUCUGGAAACACAGUCCAAGAAUGGACCAGUUCCAGUGUAAAUACUGGAAAGAAGUGUUUGUGGAUAAAGCAGCAUCACUCCGGGGACUAAUGAUAAUUCUGGAGAUGCCAGUGAAAUUCCAAGUCCAAUAAGACACUCAGAUAUGAGUACAAAUGCCUUAACAUGGAAUUGAAAAAUUUUUUAUUUUCCCUUAUCAUUUAGUGGAUGGGCGGGUGGGUAUAUUUUGUUUCGCAAUUGAUUUUUUAAAUGUUAGUUGAUAGAUUAAAUUAAAAUUAUUCAACUCAAAAUGGUGAAGAACUAGCAUACAGCCAUUGAUCAUAAACUGACUAUCCUAGAAACAAAACAAGUGAAAUGACAAAAUGGACAUGAUGACCUUGUUUAUUAAUAGCCUCAAAUGAAAAGACUUGUGAUAUUUUUAUACACAGAAGAAAUCUGUAGCAGGUAUUUUGUUUCUGUAAAACAAGCAAAAUAGAGGAAUUUAUACCUCAGACUAUCCGGCCAUAUUUACUACCUUAUCAUUGUAUUAGUCUCUUUUAUCUAUGUUUAAAGCAUUUAGAGAUGAAAUUUGUAGUUGUUUUAAGUACUAUGCCUGUUUAAAUUGUUAGCUUCCUUAAGUAUAUCAUGUAAAAAUGUCUUAAUUUCUGAAAAAAGUACAUAUUUAUUUUCUUUUGAAUUGUUUUUAUUUUUUAUAUUUAUGCUUUGAUGAUUUAAUUUGGAUUUUGUACAGCCAAGUGCCAAAUGCUCUCUCAAGUUGUCAGCACUAAGAAACAUACUUAAUUAGACACAGAGAAGCUGGCUUUCUUUCCAGAGGGUUUUUUUUUAAGCCAUUCUCUUACAUAUAUUUAAAAAUGGUACACUUCCCCUGCUCAAACAGUAACCAACUCUCUCAAAGUCUGAAAUACCCAGUUCAUUUUUCUCUUAUUAUAAACUGUGUGUUCCUAAUUUAGUGGCUUGUAUGUAAUGGAUUUUGAACCAGAUGACAUACCUAUCCUGCUCUGGUGCUUAGACGUCAUCAACUCCCUCCACUCAUGAAGCUGCCAUGAUAGAACUCCUGAGAAUAGCUACACUGGAAAUAAUUGAAAUGCUAUUUAGAUUGUUGCAUUAAUUAACAACAGCAUGUAGACAACUGCAUGAGUCAAAAAAGUACUUACUAACUAAAAAGUCACUUAAUAUCUUUGCUUAAACUUGCUGAACUGUUUGUAGGAACUGAUGGUAGCUGAACUAAUAAUCUGUAUAAGUGGGGUUUGGGUCAAUUGAUUAAACAUUAUGGUCAUCAAUAUCAGGUAUAAUCAUCUUUAAAAGUCUUCCACUUCAGUGCACCUGUUGUAAUUUUGGUAUAUAACUUAGAAUCCUUUAACUUCUUUCCAUUCGUUGAACAUAUCACUAUUGCCAUAGCUAGUUAUAUAGCAAAUGCCUCAAAAUGUGUAGGCAUUGGAAAAGUGUCUCAUUGCAGGGAUUUAGACUUGCUGUCACAUAAAGGCUAACUGUGAGUCUGUUCAUUGACAUGUGAAAGGAUAUACCUGGUGGAGAUCUAGCUGCUAAUAUAUUCUGAAGCAACAUUUUAGAUAGUCCUCAUCAUGCUGAUGCAUCAAGCCAUGGAUAUAAGAAUGCAUACGUCACAAGAAUAGAAUGUACGAAACAAUGCUGCAACAUUUAUGUUCAUAUGCAAAAUGAACAUAAAGAAAUAUAGCUUCCAAUCACAGGUCAAAAUUUAUAAGUGUUAAUCUGUUUUAGAUUUAGUAUACUCAGGCUUAAAUUGUGUUCAUUCAGAUGUGAGAUUGUUUCCCAAAUGUUGACACUGCUCCUUAUAGUUAUUCAUGCUACUAGAAUUUUAUAUUGGAUAAGUAUAAGCACGAACUUUUUUAAAAGGCACAUGUGAUUAUAAAUUAAUCAUGAAUUUCGCUUAAGCCUGAUAGAAAUAGUGAGGAAAAAAUUCUUCUAAUUAAGUAUUUUGUGUUUGAGAAAUUAAAUUGAGUUUCAAAUCUGGUGUCUAACUCAUUUUUUCCCAGAUUAGCAUUUACUUUUGCAGAUAUUAUUCUGGGGAUCAUGCUCAACAAAAUUUGCGAAUCUCAUAAACUCAUAGUAACUGAGGAUUGUUGAAUCUAUUGCACUUAUUUUGGCUGUCUUAUUGCUUGAAAGUAAAGGUUGUAUACACAGUAUAUUGCUCUUCAUUCUUUUCAACAUUUUUCUACCUAACCUCUUUCAAAGUUACGUUACAUAAUUCUUACCCUGUACAUAUGUAAACAUAGCAGUGUACGAUUCUUAACUGUGGAGUAGAGGUACUAGAGUGCUUGUGGCCAUCACUUUGUACAGGAAAGGCAUCACUUUCAGUAAACAUUAAGUUACAACUCCUUCAAAAUGUUAUAGAACAUAUUAUCUGUUUUGUAUCUUAAAUUUGAUUUAUACAUAUUAUUUAUUUCUGGUAACACAUCCAGUUUAUGCUGUACUAAGUACCUAUUAAGCCAUGUAUAAAUGAGAUAUGAUUGACAAUAUGUGUUCACUUUAAACUUGCUGUUUCAAAACCAUUAUUCAUUUAGUUUAUGUUGUACAAUGUAGAUGGCCUCUUACUAAUGUAAAAUGAUUUGUAGUGGAAACAUUUAUAUUUUUAUAAUAAACAUAAUGAAAAUAUUUUUACAGAUUGGAA
Molecule: messenger RNA, 5409 nt
Organism: Castor canadensis (American beaver)
Lineage: Eukaryota; Metazoa; Chordata; Mammalia; Rodentia; Castoridae
Source: RefSeq, a predicted model, not a curated record